Molecule: messenger RNA, 771 nt
Organism: Diospyros lotus (date-plum)
Lineage: Eukaryota; Viridiplantae; Streptophyta; Magnoliopsida; Ericales; Ebenaceae
Exons: 2
Coding region: 94-624 (176 amino acids)
Molecular function (GO): enzyme inhibitor activity
Source: RefSeq, a predicted model, not a curated record
CUGGAGAGGCCCCUUAGAGAAAAAAAAAACAGAAAACCAAAAAACAAAUCGAAAGAGGAAGGGAGAGAGAGUUUUGGGCUAGCAGCAGCAACCAUGGCUCCCUCAAGCCGACCCUCUUUCUCUUUCUCACUGCUUCUCCUCUCAGCGGCCUCCCUCCUCCUCGCCGGCGGCGCCGACGCCAAAUUCAAAGGCAUCAACAACUGGUGCAAGACCGCCGACUACAGGCAGCUGUGCACCGACAUGGUCAAAGCAGCAGAAACCCAGGACGAGGCGCUGGCGAACGCGGUGCAGUCGACAUACGACGCGACGGUGCGGGUGCUGCCGCUGGUGGACGCCCUCGGCACCGAGCUUACGAAUCUUCAGGGCGAGACCAAGACUUCGGUGAUCGACACCUGCAAGUCCAGCUUCGACGACGCGCUGGACAACCUGAAAGAGGCACUAACCUACAUGGCCGCCAAGGACAUGCACACGGCCAUCGACAGGAUUCAAACGGCGGAGGGCCACUACUACGAUUGCUCCGACGCCAUCAAGCAAAUGGGCGGCAACGCCGAGUCGCUCUCCAAGGCCAGCAAGGUCUUGUACAAGUACGGCAGUAACUGCAUGGCCGUAGCCACGCAGACUUGAUUCAUUACUGAUGUUAGGAUUAUUAUUAUUGUGGAUUCCGGACGACAAGUUAAUUUAAGCAAAGGUUGUGGUGAAGGGCGGAGGCGGAGGGGAUGGUUUAUGUGUGUGUUUUAAGCUUCGAUUGAAAGAGGAAUUAAUUAAUUAAUU